Molecule: messenger RNA, 1425 nt
Organism: Aspergillus caelatus
Lineage: Eukaryota; Fungi; Ascomycota; Eurotiomycetes; Eurotiales; Aspergillaceae
Product: major facilitator superfamily domain-containing protein
Exons: 3
Coding region: 1-1425 (474 amino acids)
Biological process (GO): transmembrane transport
Molecular function (GO): transmembrane transporter activity
Source: RefSeq, a predicted model, not a curated record
AUGAAUCCACAGCCGAAAGGAUCGGUAGCAGACAAUUCCUUGGCUAGCCAGUAUCUAUCAGACCACCAUCUAGAACUGACGCCAGAUGGACAGUAUAUCCGUUGGCACCGUGACAACCCAGCUCAUCCACGGAAUUGGUGUAUAUUGCGGAAAUGCUUCGACACAGGGCUCAUCUGUCUCCUAGAUUUUAUUCUAUUCUUGCUUGGCCAGGUAAUCGGGACAAUUGUCUUACCCCCUUGGUCUGAAACAUUUGGGCGCAAAAGACUCUAUCUUAUAAGCAGUGCUUUAAGUUCAGUUUGCUGUGUGGUAGUAGGCGUUCCACACUCCCUUGCCGCAGUGAUUAUUGGACGCGUAGGAACUGGGAUGCUCGCUGCCAUCCCUUACACCGUUGGUGGUGGAAGUGUGGAAGACAUGUGGUCUUCUCGACCACGGAUAUGGGUCAUGUUCUUAUGGACUAUUGCAUCCAACCUCGGCUUAUGUAUUGGGCCUAUCAUGGGCACAUAUGUUAGUACUUUGUUGAACUGGAGGUGGCUCUUCUAUAUCUAUGCGAUGACCAUAGGGGUCAUGAGUGUCCUGUUCAUGUUCAUCCGGGAAUCUCGACCAUCUCUUUUGCUUACACGAGAAGUUGAUAGACUUUGUCAGCUCACCGGAGCAAGGUUUCAAGCCUUAAAUCACGAUCACCACCCCGACCUUCGCGCCUUUCUCAAGGUUGCUCUAUUCCGACCUGCGAUUCUCUUCUUCCGAGAGCCAUUAGUAUUCAUCAUAUCCGUGAUGGUAGCUUUUGCAUUUUCUCUUCUCUACAUCUUCACGGAAGCGUUACAGCCUAUUUAUCAAACAAUAGGCUUCACUCGAACCCAAUCCUCCUUGGCCUUUCUCGCCAUAGCAUGCGGCAUUUGGUUCAGCACGCUCACACGACUCCUCGAUAAUCGGGUCUUUGAUACUCGCCGGCGCAAGAACCUACCCUUCAAGCCCGAAGAUAAAUUGUUAGGCCUUGCCAUCGGUGCUCCAGUGCUGGCGGUUAGUCUAUGGUGGUUCGCCUGGACUAUUCCACCAAAGGCUUCCAAUACACACUGGAUAGUGCCAUCAAUUCCUCUGGCAAUGAUGGGAUAUGCGUUGAAUGAGUUCGAUACUGUACUUUACUGCUACUUAGGGGAUUGCUACCUGAGCUACUCAGCCAGCGCUACGGCUGCUGUGGCCUUUCUCCGCGCCUUACUAUCCGGGGUAUUUCCAUUGUUUACCAAACAGAUGUUCGAAGGCCUGACAGCAAAUGUGGCCGUUUCAGUCCUUGCUGCCCUCGCAACAGUGUUCUGUAUCGUCCCGCCGCUAUUUAUAUUCUAUGGUGAGCGCAUCCGAGAUCGAAGUCCGUUUGCUAAGCAUAGCGUAUUGAUAGCGGCGGAGCUUGGAAAUAAGGAAGAGGAUUAUUGA